Molecule: messenger RNA, 2519 nt
Organism: Humulus lupulus (European hop)
Lineage: Eukaryota; Viridiplantae; Streptophyta; Magnoliopsida; Rosales; Cannabaceae
Product: protein SIEVE ELEMENT OCCLUSION B-like
Exons: 8
Coding region: 187-2373 (728 amino acids)
Biological process (GO): phloem development
Source: RefSeq, a predicted model, not a curated record
CAUCUAUUGCGCGGGGAAUCGAGAGCCAACAUUGGCGUCCAUGGCGAAUAGGUUUCUUCAGGCCUACAAUACACCUUUUCCGAUAAGUUUCCCGAAGGAUUUUCCUUUACAUUUUCCUCGCAUGUUUUACGCUUCUAUUGACUCCAACAAGAUGCAAGGGCUUCUAGUUUCCAGAAAGCAACCCAGAUGGCAAUUGAACAGUCCAAAGGAGAGGGAGCUUCAACUUAUGCUGUCUCCUCUUACAAUGGGAGCUUGUUGAGGAACCAAAUUAUUGAAACUCAUCACUCUGAUGAGCUUACAUUUGCUUUGAAGCCUGUUCUUGACAUAAUUGAGGUCAUAUUUUCCCGUACUACAACUGAUCUCCAUGGAAAUGUUCAGGUGUUUUCAUCACAGGCGAGUUUAGCCAAUGAGAAAGUGCUGUAUUCUGGCCACCAAGACAUAUUGGUUGAACUUCCAAUUAUAACUGCUGCAGUUUCCCGCGAGGUAUUUUGCAAUUGGUUUAAGGGGGUUGCUGCACACAAUACGACAAUGGACAUACUACACAUCAUCAAACAUUACAGUUGGGAUGCGAAGCUGGUACUUGCAGUUGGAUCUUUUGCCAUGAGCUUUGGUGGAUUUCGGCUGGUAUCUGAGCUUCACUCUACCAAUCCAAUUGCCAAAGCAGUUGCUCUCCUUAAAAAUUUUCCACAAACGUUGGAGUUGGCAGGGAUUUUGAAAUCAAUGCUUGAGGCUAUAUUUCUUGUGGUCAAGGCAAUACUUGAUAUGACAAAGAGCGUUAUAGAAUUAUAUGAGCUUUCCCACAAUGAAUAUUUCACCGCUGAAUCACCUGAAAUUAUAGCUGCCACUGCUGAUAUCCCAACUGCUGUUUACUGGACCAUCCAGAGUACAGUGGACUGUGCUUCACAAAUUAUGAGCCUCACAGCCAUGGACCCCGAAUACUUAUCCAAGUCAUGGGAGUUAUCAUCUUUGGCCCAUAAGCUUGAGAUGAUAAGAAGCCAACUUGUGAAGCAAAUCAAUCUUUGUUAUAAAUUCAUUGAAAAGAAGAAAGAUGAUGAAAUAUUCAAUUCGAUGGCGAGAGUUUUGGAAACAUCACAUAUUGAUAACUCGAUAUCCCUCAAUCUUCUGUUUAGAGAGAAGGAUGGUUCUCAACCUAUGCUCUAUGAUUGCCUCCAUCAGAAUUUGGUUCCUAUUGAAGAUCUGAAGGGUAAGGUUGUGGGGCUGUACAUUACAGACCUCAACAUUGUCUCUGAAGAUUAUUUGAUCUUACAGCAAAUUUACCCUGAAAAGCUGGAUGACCGCAACAGAAUUGAGAAUCAGUAUGAAAUAGUUUGGAUCCCUGUUAUGGAUAAUUGGACAAAUGAUAAAUACUGGCAGUUUGAGAACCUGAGAGAUCAGAUGGAAUGGCUUUCAGUGCGUCAUCCUUCUCAGGUAGCACUGCAGGUCAUCAGGUACAUCAGGGAGAUAUGUAACUUUGUAAAGAAACCACUUCUUGUGGUGAUGGACACUGACGGCAAAAUCGUGCAUAAGGAUGCAACCCAAAUGAUGUGCAUUUGGGGAAAUCAAGCAUACCCUUUUAGUUUGGCCAAAGAGAUGUCACUCUGGCAGCAAAGAAAUUGGACGAUUUCCCUUCUUGCUGAAGGAAUUGACCAAUAUUUGCCCACUUGGAUUGAAGAAAGGAAACAUAUAUGCUUAUAUGGAGGAGAAGACAUGGAAUGGAUUCGGAGUUUCACAAGAACUGCAAAAGCAGUUGCACUAAGAUGCGGGAUUGAGCUUGAGAUGCUUUAUGCAGGGAAGAACAGAUCUCGUGAAAGAGUUGUGAAAAAGAUGAUCAAUGUUACUCAACGAGAAAGGCUAAGCAAAGCACUCGAGUGGAAACUCAUCUCAUACUUCUGGCUAAGGAUGGAGAAGAUGUGUGUGUCUGAGCCCCCCCCACUGGCCAUCCCAGAAGAGGAGGGAGUGGAUGAUGAGUUUUUCAUGCCAGAUGAUCUUUACUUUGUGGCACCGGCGCAGGGGAAGAUGCGUCAUUCUAUAUUCACUGGAAUUGUUAAUAUGCUGAGUUUUGGCUCCAGCAGUAAAGGGUGGGCGGUGAUCAGUGGAGAUACUGAGAAAAUGCUGUUUGAGGCUGAUGGGGAGUUAUUGUUGAAAGCUUUGUUUGAGCAUGAGAAGUGGAAGGAGAGAGCAGAGAAUGAUGGCUUUGUAAGAGCUCUUGAAAUCUACUACCACCAGCUUUGCAAUGAUCUCCCACACUGUAUUAGUUUAAUACUGUCUGACACUGAACUUAAGGGAAUAUCUUGUGCUGCUUGUAACAAACCGAUGGAGAAGAUGGUCAAGUACAGCUGUUGCACUGAUAGAGCUUCAUUUGGAUAUGAUUAGCACGACUAGACUCACUAUACGUACAGUGACAGUCUUUGUUCACCCGUGAAGUUUUUAGUGAGCAAAUAAUAAUUUGACUGUUGUAAUUCUAAUGCAAACUUAAUAAUUAUUAAUUCUCAAUGGCAGCAUUUGUGAAUUUGAUAUCA